AUGAUCUGCCGAACCUGCCUCCGACGAGCCGCAGGUUUCACAACCCGCCAAAUAACCCCGCAACCUUUCACACGAGCCCCGGCAGCGGCACGCUCCUUCACGACGACCCUCCGCACGCGCAAUGCCACCCCAACAGCACCCGCCGCCGCACCCGCAACAACUGCGGCCGAGCCGUCGACGCCCGACCUGACACCCCUCACGCCGCCGUCAGCCGCCGACAGCGAGGCCACCACCGGGCCGCGGUCCUCCUGCCCGGAGGGUACAGUACUCUCGGGCCUGAACUACAUCAAGGGCAAAAGCGACCCCGUUGCGCUCGCCGACGAAGCCUACCCGGCAUGGUUGUGGAACUGCCUGGAGGUGCAGAAGAAGGCCGAUUCCACGGCCGAUGCAGACACGGGAGAUGAGUUCUCCAAAUCCAAAAAACAGCGCCGCCUAGCCCUCAAGCGCAAGCGGGUGCAGGAGGCGCGGCUGCUGGCGUCGGGCGACCUGGAGGCGCUGGUGCCCAAGAUCCCGCUGCAGAAGCAGACCAUCAACCUGCCGGGGGCGGAGCCCGGGAACGUGGGGCAGGCGGUGGCGGCGGUGGACAAGCGCGAGGAGCUGCGGCGGGCGAUGCGCAAGGAGCGGCGCGCGGGGAUCAAGGAGAGCAAUUACCUCAAGGCGAUGUAA
This is a messenger RNA of Chaetomium globosum CBS 148.51, 666 nucleotides long. RefSeq lists its product as uncharacterized. Gene Ontology annotation, molecular function: structural constituent of ribosome. The coding region runs from base 1 to 666 and encodes 221 amino acids. Gene Ontology annotation, cellular component: mitochondrial large ribosomal subunit. The record is from RefSeq and is a predicted model, not a curated record. NCBI's taxonomy places the organism in Eukaryota, Fungi, Ascomycota, Sordariomycetes, Sordariales, Chaetomiaceae. The transcript has 2 exons.